Molecule: messenger RNA, 992 nt
Organism: Nilaparvata lugens (brown planthopper)
Lineage: Eukaryota; Metazoa; Arthropoda; Insecta; Hemiptera; Delphacidae
Product: small lysine-rich protein 1
Exons: 2
Coding region: 180-434 (84 amino acids)
Source: RefSeq, a predicted model, not a curated record
UCCAACGAACCGAGCGUUGCCAUGGAAAUAAUUAUUGAUGUAACAAACGAAUUGUGUUGCUUGAGUUUAAACUCAUCUCUACUUAACAUACGACACAGCAUUACUGAAUCCUACUGUAACUUUUAAGUUGUGCAGAAUUAUUUCAUACAUCAGAUCUAUUCUUUAAAACUCCAUAUAAGAUGGCGGGAAAGGGAAAGAAGAAACAGUCGGUUGAUGGCAGUGAGAAAAAAUCGAACAAAGCCCCCAAGAAACCAAUGGCAAGGAAAGGAGAGAGCAAGUCAAAGGUGAAGUCGCGCUGCCAUGUGGACAUUUUCAACGAGCAUGCCAUGGAAAACGCCUACGUCACGUGUCACAAUGUACAGGAUCUCCUGCGUUGCCGCGGCUUUCCAUGGCCUGACGCUCAAAAGAAAAAGAAGAAGGGCAAGAAGAAGUAGACUGUGAGUUGAGUGCAAUUUUUGUUUAUUAGGAUCUCAACAAUAUACAUUAUUUUAUUGACAUUGAUGUAAUGAAAAUAUGAAAAAUGAAAGUAUAAACUUUUUGGGUGGUGUUGGGGCUUUAGAGUCUUCUUUACUAAUCAAACUUGAAAAUAUUUUAUUAUUAGGAUGUUUACCCACAUUUUGUUGUUAUAUUAUUAUGUUAUUAGACAAUAUAGUUUAUAACUAUUAAAAAUCCUUCAAUAUUAAGAAUAUUUAAAUUCAAAUAGUUUCUUUAUUUUUUGAGCAAGUACUCAUACAAAUAGGAGUUGCUAUCCUAAUCAGAUACAUAAUAAAUAUUAUUGAUUUACAGAAUAUCAUCAAGAAUAUUUUUUAAAUUUUCAUAUUAAGAAUCCUUUCCUGAAGAUUACUUUAGAUUGGUGUCUGACUGUUCCUCUGUAGUCUGAUGUUCAAGGAUGUAAUAAAGGAUUUAAUGUAAACUAUAAUUAUUGUGAUGUUGAAAAGAAUUUGUAUUGAACUGUUGAACAUUGAGAAUAAAAAGGUGUUGAUGAAAUGAGA